Molecule: messenger RNA, 375 nt
Organism: Paramecium octaurelia
Lineage: Eukaryota; Ciliophora; Oligohymenophorea; Peniculida; Parameciidae
Source: the annotation of a GenBank genome assembly
CCAAUGGAAUCCCCUGAAGUAUUAUGAUAAUUAAAAUUAGGUAAUCUUUAUUGGUAAGCCACCUGUGCAUGAACAUAUCUAUUCAAAUGGAUUCAUUUGUUUAUCAAUAUUAUACGAUGGUAUUUAAUAAUAGAAUGAUUACUUUAGAAUGGACUGCUGCCUUGAGCGUAACCUCUUUAUGUCUUUCAAUCCAAUCCAUGUUGUCGAGUGCUACCAUAAAAGUGAGGAUAACGAUAUUAUAAUCAGAUGAAACCUCCCAAUGAUGAAGAGUUUAUCAAGAAAGCCGGUGGAAAAGGGCCAAAGAGUUUUAAAUGGAAUUUCCAUGAUGAAAAGUGCUGAGCAUGUUGCAACAAAUAUAUAAAUUCAAUACGAAAC